CGAGUUCAAAACUGGAGAACCAUAUUAUAUAUUUGGGCUAUGAAAAGAAUUGAAUUCAAGGCCCAAUUAAAACCUAGCCUAGCCCAUUAAGGUUUAGUGAUAAUACAGUGUCGUUUAAUCGUUUAUCCAAUUUUUAUCGUCAUCUGUGGAACGGAUAGGACGAAGGAAAAAGAAGAAGAGUGAAAGUUGCAGAGCGAGAAAAAAUGGCAACCAUGUCUGCUCUUCAGAGCUCUUUUACUUCUCUUUCUCUAUCUCCCAGCUCUUCCUUCCUCGGCCAGCGUUUAAUUUCCCCGAUUUCCCUCUCCGUCACUUCUCCGGUCAAGCCCGCUGAGAACCCAUGUCUUGUUCUUGCAAAGCUCAAGCGUUGGGAACGAAAAGAAUGCAAACCAAACAGUCUUCCGAUUCUCCACAAAAUGCAUGUCAAGUUUGGAGAUACAGUCAAAGUAAUAUCUGGACGCGACAAGGGUAAAAUCGGAGAGGUUACUAAGAUUUUCACUCACAACAGUACCAUUGUGAUCAAAGAUGUGAACCUCAAAACAAAACACAUGAAGAGCCGAGAAGAGGGAGAGCCUGGUCAAAUUGUCAAGAUAGAAGCACCUAUCCACAGCUCAAAUGUGAUGUUGUAUUCAAAAGAAAAAGACGUAGUAAGCCGGGUGGGUCACAAGGUACUUGAAGAUGGACAGAAGGUAAGAUAUCUGAUCAAAACAGGGGAACUCAUCGACACCAUUGAGAAGUGGAAGCUACUUAAGGAGGCUAAGGAUAAGGAAACCACCCAAGUUGCAGUUACCUCCGCAUCUUAGCGUCUCAUUUCUUUCUUCUUCAGUGCACUUUUGAUAUAAUAGACCUAUGCAUUGGAUGGAUGUAUUGAAUCCCUUUUAAGGUAAAUUAUAAUAUUUCUGCUCCCCUCAUGAACACCUCUUAGCAUGAUUUAACAUAUUAAUCGAACUAAAGCCGGGUACUCUUGAGUCUUGUCUAUAUCAAUAUUGAUCGUUAUUGACAAUGUUAGA
Messenger RNA from Arabidopsis thaliana (thale cress), 1007 nucleotides. RefSeq names its product Translation protein SH3-like family protein (gene RPL24). NCBI's taxonomy places the organism in Eukaryota, Viridiplantae, Streptophyta, Magnoliopsida, Brassicales, Brassicaceae. The record is from RefSeq and is marked reviewed. The coding region runs from base 204 to 800 and encodes 198 amino acids. The transcript has 4 exons. Gene Ontology annotation, cellular component: chloroplast; ribosome. Gene Ontology annotation, molecular function: RNA binding; structural constituent of ribosome. Gene Ontology annotation, biological process: translation.